This is a messenger RNA of Rhinocladiella mackenziei CBS 650.93, 1818 nucleotides long. RefSeq names its product translation initiation factor RLI1. Lineage: Eukaryota; Fungi; Ascomycota; Eurotiomycetes; Chaetothyriales; Herpotrichiellaceae. Gene Ontology annotation, biological process: translational initiation; ribosomal subunit export from nucleus; translational termination. Gene Ontology annotation, molecular function: ribosomal small subunit binding; ATP binding; iron ion binding. The record is from RefSeq and is a predicted model, not a curated record. The transcript is spliced from 7 exons. Bases 1 to 1818 code for a protein of 605 amino acids.
AUGGCGGACAAAUUGACACGAAUUGCAAUUGUCAACAGCGACAAGUGCAAGCCAAAGAAAUGUCGACAAGAAUGCAAGAAAUCAUGUCCCGUCGUCCGAACUGGCAAACUCUGUAUCGAAGUCACCCCCGAAUCCAAAAUCGCCUACAUCUCGGAACGUUUGUGCAUCGGUUGUGGUAUCUGUCCCAAAAAAUGCCCGUUUGGUGCCAUUCACAUCAUCAACCUGCCCACAAAUCUUGAGACCCAAGUCACCCAUCGGUAUUCGGCAAACAGUUUCAAGUUACACAGACUUCCUAUGCCACGACCUGGCCAAGUCUUGGGUUUGGUGGGCACCAACGGUAUUGGGAAGAGUACGGCCUUGAAGAUUCUCAGUGGUAAACUGAAACCAAAUCUGGGAAGAUAUGACAACCCGCCGGACUGGGAGGAGAUUUUGAGAUAUUUUCGAGGAUCAGAAUUACAGAACUACUUUACCAAGGUUCUCGAAGAUGAUCUCAAAGCAAUCGUUAAACCGCAGUAUGUGGACCAACUCCCAAAAGCAAUCAAAAGUCCCGUCAAAACAGUCAAACCCCUGAUUGAAGCCAAAUCCGAGUUGGGCAAUUUGCACCACAUCAUGGAUGUGCUGGAACUCAAUGCCGUCCAGGAUCGAGAAAUCGGUCUCCUCUCCGGUGGAGAGUUGCAACGGUUUGCCAUUGCUCUCGUUUGCGUCCAGAAGGCCGAUGUCUAUAUGUUUGACGAGCCCAGCUCGUACUUAGAUGUCAAACAGCGCUUGAGCGCCGCCAAAACCAUUCGAGAACUUCUUCGGCCUGAUGAUUAUGUAAUCGUAGUCGAGCACGAUCUGUCCGUUCUGGAUUAUCUCUCCGACUUCAUCUGCGUCCUUUACGGGAGACCGGCUGUCUACGGCGUUGUCACGCUUCCAGCUUCGGUUCGAGAAGGUAUCAACAUUUUCCUCGAUGGCAACAUUCCCACGGAAAAUCUACGUUUCCGUGAGGAAAGUCUGACCUUCCGCAUAGCCGAAGCGGGUGAAGACUAUAUGGUCGACAAGGCUCGUGCCUUUGAAUAUCCAUCAAUGGAGAAAACCCUUGGAUCGUUCCACUUGAAGAUUCAAAGCGGCAAGUUUACUGAUUCCGAGAUUAUCGUCAUGAUGGGUGAAAAUGGGACCGGCAAAACUACAUUUUGCAAGAUGCUGGCUGGCGUGGAGAAGCCCGACGGGUUACAAAAGGUUCCAUCGAUGAAUAUCUCCAUGAAACCUCAAAAGAUCACUCCCAAAUUCCAAGGCACCGUCCGACAACUCUUCUUUAAGCGAAUCAAGGCCUCAUUCUUGAACCCUCAAUUCCAAACCGACGUCUACAAGCCUCUCCGGAUCGAUGACUUUAUCGAUCAAGAAGUUCAAAAUUUAUCCGGUGGUGAACUGCAACGAGUUGCCAUUGUCCUCGCCCUCGGACUCCCAGCUGAUAUUUAUCUUAUUGACGAGCCCUCCGCAUAUUUGGAUUCUGAGCAACGUAUCGUUGCCGCUCGUGUCAUCAAACGAUUCAUUAUGCACAGCAAGAAAACAGCCUUCGUUGUCGAACACGACUUUAUCAUGGCCACAUAUCUCGCUGACCGUGUCAUUGUCUUCGACGGCAAACCGUCCGUCAAUGCCCGUGCCAACGCUCCUGAAAGUCUUUUGACUGGUUGCAAUAAAUUCCUCAAGAAUCUCGACGUCACAUUUCGGCGCGACCCGAACUCCUUCCGCCCACGUAUCAACAAGUUCCAAUCCCAGAUGGACCAGGAACAGAAGUUAUCGGGCAACUACUUCUUCCUCGAAGAUAACGAAAGUUGA